Molecule: messenger RNA, 339 nt
Organism: Punctularia strigosozonata HHB-11173 SS5
Lineage: Eukaryota; Fungi; Basidiomycota; Agaricomycetes; Corticiales; Punctulariaceae
Exons: 2
Coding region: 1-339 (112 amino acids)
Source: RefSeq, a predicted model, not a curated record
AUGAGGGUUCCUGGCGACAAGGGAAAAUAUCAUGAACACAACCCUGACGAUUCCAGCGAGGAUGAGGACGAUGAAGGGCACAUCGAGGAUGAGGAUGACAAACUCUGGUCCCAAUGCAAGCCGCUGCCCAAUUGGGUGUUGAUAAAUCUGACUGCACUUGUCCUCGCGGGCAAAGUGGUGGUAUCCUCUUCACCUCCAAAACAGCCCAGAGAUGACUCUUCUGCGAUGUCCCCUCGAGCAUCCAGAUCCGAUAAACCACCUGUCCAUGCCCAGGCCUGCCGAAGUUCCUCAAGCGAUCACGACUACCAAUCUGCUGCCAGCAUGGGCAGCCACUUCUAA